Molecule: messenger RNA, 1793 nt
Organism: Trifolium pratense (red clover)
Lineage: Eukaryota; Viridiplantae; Streptophyta; Magnoliopsida; Fabales; Fabaceae
Product: F-box/LRR-repeat protein At3g58900-like
Exons: 3
Coding region: 217-1701 (494 amino acids)
Molecular function (GO): protein binding
Source: RefSeq, a predicted model, not a curated record
UUACAUGGUGGUUAGGUUAUGAAUUAGGAUUGGCUGCUUUGUAUUGCCGCUUGCUGCAAUUCCUCUUCCUCCGAUUCAUAGAUAGAUAGAUAUUCUUCACUCUUUCAUACCUUCUUCUUCUUCCUCUUUUUCUGUGAGUCACUUCUCAUCUCAAAUCUCAAUUGUCCAUCUCUUGUUUCAAUUUUCUUAUUGUGACUCACUAUUUUUUAAGAUAAAAUGGAUGAUCACAUUAGUGAAUUACCUGACGAUAUCUUGUCUUAUAUCCUCACAAUGUUAUCCAUCAAAGAUUUGUUGAAAACAAGUGUACUUUCUAAAAGAUGGCGCAAGCUUUGGGGUCUAAGAAAACAUCUGUACUUUGAUAUAUACAAUGUGCUUGGAACUGAGAAGGAACUACUAGAAAAAGGAUAUCUCACUGAAGUAACUGUUGACAUUGUAUAUUCUAGAACUUACAGAUGUGUCAAUUUGGAUUUGGGUCCCAAAGAAUUUAUAAAACGAGUAGAUCAAUUUCUCAACAAUUUUCCUGGCACAGCUAUCGAUUCUUUCUUUGUAAACUUCUAUUUUGAUUGUGAACAAAGCAACACUAUUGAUCGAUGGAUAUGUUUUGCAAUUGCGAGGGGAGUAGAGAGAAUCAAUCUACUCUUUCGAUGGUGGCCUUAUACCGCCAAUAGCACAACUCAAAACAAACUUUAUAAACUUGACUUUGGCUUAUUUACAAAUACUAUUACUAAUGUUUCAACUCUAAAGCAUUUGCGUCUUGAAAAGUGUCUUGUUUGCCAUCCCACCAACUGUGACUUAACUCCGUUCAAACAUUUGAGAUCUCUUUCACUUAAAUUUGUAAAAGUGGAUGAAAUAUUCAUAGAAAGUUUGUUAUCUAAUUGUCAACUCCUUCGAGAGCUUUCAUUAGUUCAUUGUGAGUUCAAUUCAUCAACGCCAAAGAUAGUAAGUUCAUCCUUAUAUCAUCUCAAAGUGUCAGGAUGCUGUAAGGUAUCCUCCAACAAUUUCACCAGAUUCAUAAGAUUAAUGUUAGUGGACUGCUUUAGACUCACUUCAUUAGAAUGUUGCGGAAAUGAUCUGUCUGCCUUAAACACUAAUACUCGUGUGCUGAAGAGAAUCAACUUCUCUAUUUACUUUGAUGAAAUUGAAAACUAUCUUAAUGCAUUUGCUCUCUGUGCAACUUUUCCUGAACUUGAGAUUAUGCGUUUGAAAAUAUAUACUAUCACUAUGGACCUUCUUCAGGUCGCAACUUCCCUAAAAAUAGCUCAACCACUCGAACAUCUUAAACAAUUGGACUGCAUCAUUUACUUGCCUUUCGACACCAUAAAUGAAGAGUGUGAUCUUAUGAUGAUUUUUAACAUCCUUCAAGCUUCUCCUCUUUUACAGAAACUUUCGAUCAUGAUUGCAGAGCCAAAAUUCUUUGAAAAACAGAAAGAUAUUAGGGAUGUUGAAAUAUUCUCUCAUGACGAGAUAAAAGUUAUUGAAUUUGGAGGUUGCGUUGGUAAUUGGUUUGAAAUUGAGUUUGUUAUGAAUAUUCUAAAAUAUGCCCACAAACUUGAGCAAAUAGUUGUGAGUCCCUAUUUCAGAGAAGAUGACUCGUCGAAUUGGAUGUUUGAUCCUUUGUGGUUUCAAAGUGGACGUGAAAGGAUGAUUGAAAAGCUCCAAGGUGAAGAAGUAGUCGGAAGAGAAAAACUCAUGUUCAUAUAAUAUUAUUGCUUUGCGUUUUUUAGGUACUAAUUUAUACACUAUUAUCAACAUUGCCCAUAAUUGUUUUGCUUAUGAUCAUUGCAUUUUGACUA